UCUUUAUUUAUGUAACAGUUAGGGGCCAUACACAUGCAACAAAUUUCCCACAUGAAUAUCACUUCUGCAUAGAAAAGUACAGUAUAUACUCUAUAUGUUUAUAUACUCUUUGUGUAUGUAUGUGUAUACUUGAAUGUUUCACUCUGUGUACAUACAAUGUGGAAUUCUGCCACCUUUUCAGACUUCCCGCUGUUUGUCCAUAUGGCAAAAUACUCACACAUGUUCACCGUGUGUGAAAGUGUGCAUGUAGGCUGUCUGUAGAUUAUAGGUGUGGUGGGUUUUUUUUUUACUAGUUGGGGGUGAUACUGUAAAGCAUGCUUCCUCAAACUCGGCCUUCCAGAUGUUUUUGGCCGACAACUCCCAUGAUCCCUAGCUAGCAGGACCAGUGGUCAGGGAUGAUGGGAAUUGUAGUCUUAAAACAUCUGGAGGGCUGAAUUUGAGGAAGCCUGCUGUAAAGCAACGAUUACUUAUGGGGUACAUUUUUAUUUUUAUGUCCUUUCAUAGCCUUACUAAAUCCAGUCUCACAGGUUUUAUAGUACUUCAAGCUGUACCCCGCAGAACAACUUCCAGAAGUGUGUGGCCACUACUGCUGCAACAGAUGUGUGUAAAGUCUGUUGUAAGUAUGGCAGGCUUCACUUGGGCUCAUCCAGACUUGUUUUCGUGCUGUGUUUCUAUGCACAAGUCCACGUUUUAAAGCUCCAUGUCCAAGUGCUUUCCCACACCCAGUGCUUUCUCUUUGAAAACCCACUCCUUACCACUGAACUGGAGCAUACAGCAACCUGCAGCAAACCUGAAUUGCCGUUUGUUCCAAUUCAGCAGUAAAGACAGGUUUUCCUGGGGAAAGAAAAAGCACUCUGAUACUGACCAGGAAAGCAUUGACCUGUGCCUAGAAAGUGCAGGUUAAAAGGCAAGUGUCAAUGAGCCCUGUGUGCUCUCUCUCAGCAUCCAGAGCACAUUCUGGAAUUGUCUCAAAAGUUCUUUUAAAUUAUUUUCAGUACAUGGAAGUCGCUUACUAACUUCUGGUCUAGUUUCAUAUCUCCUUUAAAUUGUAUAAGAGAGGCUGGAACUGGAAAAAUUGAGUGAACAUGUUCCCCUCUCCCUGGAAAUGCUUUCCCCAUUUCUUUUCCACUGUUAUGACUAUACAGUAUAGUAGGGUCACUACUUUAAAAUAAUUGAGUUGAGCUGAGGUGUUUACUUUACAGUACUUUACUUUAGCUAAAAUGUGAGUAAGAGGUGGCAUGAUAGAAGUUUAUAAAAUUAUGCAUGCAUGGCAUAGAGAAAGUAGAUAGAGAAUAGCUUUUCUGCCUUUCUCAUGACACUAGAACUCAAGGACAUCUAAUGAAGCUGAAUGUAGGAAGAGUCUGGAUGGAUAAAAGAAAGUACUCUUUGGGCAGUGCAUAGUUAAAUUAUGGAACCUGCUCUCUCAGUAGGUAGUGAUGACCACCAACUUGGAUGACUUUAAAAUAGGAUUAGACAAAUUCAUGGAGGAAAGGGCUAUCAAUUGCUACUAGCCAUGUUAACUAUGUUCUGCUGGCACAGAUGGAGAGAACAAUGCUUCUGAAUACCAGUUGCUGGAAACCACAAGAGGGGAGUGUGCUCUUGUGCUCAAAUCCUGCUUGCUGGUUUCCCACAGGCAUCUUGGUUGGCCACUGUGAGAGCAGGAUGCUGGACUAGAUGGGCCCAUUUUCUUGAUUCAGCAGGCUAUUCUUAUGGAUUGUGUGAUUUCAAAUUUAUGCACUUGGCAGACGGCUAGUUGAAAUCUCAGCAAUUAAAUGCCCAGAAGACAAAGAGCUUUAAAGUUAUUUUGGCACAGAAAUGACUUUUAAACUUUCUGCUUUGCUUACCGGACUCUAGGAAACUCUUGCGCAGGUUCUGGUGGUGUUAGUGAGGUGUUGCGGGGCCGUCCAAGAUCUCACGAAAGCCUCCAGAGCCCACAUGAAAGUUUCCAAGAUCCCAGUAAGCAAGGCAGAGAGCUUAAAAGCUCUUGAUUACCAGGCUCUGGGAAACUCUCUUGCGGUCUCUGGAGGCUUUCACAAUAUCUUGGAUGGCCCCAAAAUAUCUUGUGCUGGCUCAGGAAGGUAAGGUUGCUGGUGCAGGGACAGUUGCAGGGAGUUGUUUUGACUAUACAUGAUUGUGACUUUACACACUGCCCCCCUGGAAUGUAACCCCUGUACAAGAGCAAGACACAGUCUUACUGUAUAGUAGUCAAGCCAGUGAUUCUGGAUUUGGACUAGUACCUCAUAGUACAAUGGGGAAUAUUGCUUCCAUAGUCCAAAGGGAUAUUUGGGAAGGGCCAUAGCAAGUGUUGGGCUUCUGCUUUGUAUGCAGAAGGGUUCUGGAUUCAAUCCCUGGUGUCUCCAGGUAGAGUUGGAAGAAACUCCUGCCUGAUAUCCCAGAGAACCACUGCUGGUCAAUAUAGACAAGACUUAGCUGAAUAGACCAGUGAUCUGAGUCAAUACAAUGCAGUUUCAUAUGUUCCAAUGAUAGACAUACUUGCUUGUAUACAGCCACAGUUUCCUGUAUGGAAAUGUUAUCAGACUGUGGGAAUUAAUCAGGUGUGAUGCUCCUAUUUCAAAACACAGGGAUGUUUUCAAAACACAAAAUGCAAUUGCUAUGUGUGAUGAUUGAAAGAAGAAAGUAAUUGAAGCCAAUUUUUAUUAUUUUAAAUAGCUGGGUAAUAUAAUUUUAUAAUUAUAGCAAAAAUGUUCGCAAGGAAUGAAAGGUGGUAUACAAAUACUUUUAAUAAUAAUAAUAAAAUUUAUUUAUACCCCACGCUCCCCAGCCAAAGCCAGGCUCAGAGCAGCGAACACCAAAUAUAAAACAACUGAUUAAAAUACAACUCAACAACAAGAAUUAAAUUAAAAAUUAAAAAUGCAGCGUCAUAUAAAAGGGAAAAAGAAAGGGAAAAAUAACAGAAUCACAUUGACAAAUACAUUUAGGAUUCCUAGGAUAAACAAAAUCUUUAUCAGUCUUGAACAAAGCUAAAUAAAUUUCUUGAAUACCAUAGUCUCAACUGCUGAUAUAUCUAUUUCUGAUCCAACUGAGACCCCAUAUACCUUUAUAAACCUGCUGGCCCUCAUAUCACUUCUUGGAACAUGUGAUUGGGUGACCUAGCUUUAUUAUCCCUUCUGAAACAGUAAAAUAAUAAACAUGUGAAACUUAGUUUUUCAUGUCCCAAAUCAGAUUGCCACUAUGAAAAAAUAUUGCAUUUCUUGAGUUCCAGAGCAAACUGUAAUUGCAGACAGUAAAUUCCUUUUCUGUUCUGAAAUAAAAGCUUUUAUAUAUACAGUAGUGGCAAUGGUUGUUAAUCUUUUUUUUUAGCAUUAAUUCUCAGGUUUUGGGAAUAGUACACUUAAUUAGACUUUCCAAACUGCUUUACCUUCUUGAGUAUUUUCAAAAUGUCAUAUAGAGAAGGGCUUAGUUUCUAGUACCUGUACUGUGUGUUACUACUUAAGAGAUUUUCGAAAUAUUGAACAGUAUAUAAAUGCUUUAAAAUAAUUAAAUUUAGCAUAAGGAUAAGCUUUUGAUUGAAAAGUGGUGUCCAGCAAAAAUAAGUGACAGAAUGAAGCAUUAAAGAAAAUAUUUAAAGAAUUGCUUUCUUAUGCUUGAAUUGAUUAUCCCGAUAUUUCUAAAAUAAUAAUAAUAACCACCUGCAGCACAAUCCUAAGCACAUUUAUUACAGAGUAAGUAUUAAAACUAAUUUCUGAGUAAACAUGUAUAGGAAUGCAUUGUUAGUGCUUUUGAAUGUGGAAGAAAAAUGCUUGAUUUUUUUCUUCUUGUGCAGUCCCUUUGAAUUGUAGGAAACAGCUAAGUUUUCCAUAGUAAGAAAGAAAGGUGAACAAUUAAAGAGUUCUGAGUAUUUUAUUUCAUAGUUCAAAUUAGAAAAAUGUGUGAUUAUGCGAUGGGCACCUCAUAACACCAUUUUUCACACAGGACUAAGCUGCAGCAUGUUUUUGCUUCUAGCUUAGGCUGAUGGCUGUACAUUCGCACCUCAAAUUUCACCUCUGAAGCUCAUAAAAUAAGAACUAUCUGGGAAGGUGAUAUAUUUAGCUACUCCUGCAGUAUGUCUAACUUUAGCACCACUGGUAGUAGUGGUGGGUGCUUCCCUUCCCACAAUACCUCUGCUGUAUCACAAGCCAAGGACAGAUUGUCUGACUGUCAUGUAGGGACAUAGAUUCUGGUGUAGAUCAUGUCUCUUGAUAAAGAAUUGCAAAGAGACACCCAGAAGUAUUCAUCCUUGGGGAUUAUUUGACUGUCGGGGGGGGGGGUUCUUUGGCCUUGCGUCUAGGUACAGUGACCGAACAAUCCUUGCUGUAAGUAAGAAGAAGGCAAGGUAUGUUUCACUUAGAAUUUGUUGGCCAUAAAAAAACACCAAACUCCAAAUCAAGAAAAUUGCUCAUUGUGGCUGAAGUGAUCUCCCAGAAGGACUUGAUACCUCUGCUGGGAAGACAAAAGUUUGCUCAGGAACUAAGCCAGGAUGAUGAUCAAAGAAACAUCUAUGCGAAGGGACCCAGAUUUACGAGGAGAGUUAGCUUUCCUUGCAAAAGGCUGUGAUUUUGUUCUUCCAUCCCGCUUCAAGAAGAGGUUGAAGUCAUUCCAGCAGGCCCAGGUCCAAAAUAAGGAGAGGAAACCUGUGACUACAUCUCCAGUACCUGCAAUUUCAGCAGUCAGCUCACAAGCACUUCUGCCUGCGAAUAAAGUAACUGUUGGUACCCCCUUGUCCACAAACAUUCCACAUUUCUACUUCCCCAACGGACUUCCUAAUGUCUGCAGUAGUCAUGAGGAGACCAUUGCCAAGGUUGAGGCAACCUUUUCUGAAUUUGAAGAUGAAAGAGUACCGCUUAAUGAAAUGGGGAAAAUUGCAAAGAUAUGCUGCUGCCCUCUGUACUGGAAAGCUCCCAUGUUCAAUGCGUCAGGGGGAGAGCGGACAGGAUUUGUAUCUGUACAUUCAUUUGUGGCCAUGUGGAGAAAGAUACUACACAACUGCCAUGAUGAUGCAUCGAAAUUCAUUUGCCUUUUAGCAAAACCCAGCAGCAACUAUUUGGAACAAGAAGAUUUCAUCCCUUUACUGCAGGAUGUAGUCGAAACUCAUCCUGGACUGACAUUUCUGAAGGAUGCCCCAGAAUUCCAUUCCCGCUACAUUACUACGGUUAUUCAAAGAAUAUUCUAUACAGUCAAUAGAUCCUGGUCUGGGAAAAUAUCCCUAACAGAGUUGAGGAAAAGCAACUUUCUGCAGACCCUAGCUCUCUUGGAGGAAGAGGAAGACAUAAAUCAAAUCACUGAUUAUUUUUCCUAUGAGCACUUCUAUGUUAUUUACUGUAAAUUCUGGGAACUGGACACUGACCACGAUCUCUACAUCAACCAGAAAGAUCUGGCUAGAUACAAUGAUCAAGCUCUGUCAAACAGGAUUAUAGAGAGAAUAUUCAGUGGAGCUGUGCUUAGAGGAAUGCAAGUGCACAAAGAAAACCACAUGAGCUAUGCAGACUUUGUAUGGCUUCUAAUUUCUGAAGAAGACAAAAGAAGUCCCACAAGUAUUGAAUACUGGUUCCGCUGCAUGGACUUGGAUGGGGAUGGCAUGCUCUCCAUGUAUGAACUGGAGUAUUUUUACGAGGAGCAGUGUGAGAGGAUGGAAUCCAUGGGCAUUGAGCCACUGCCAUUCCAUGACCUGCUGUGCCAAAUGCUUGAUCUAGUGAAGCCAGAGUGUGAGGGAAGGGUAACUUUGCGAGACUUGAAAAGAUGCAGAAUGGCACAUGUAUUUUACAACACAUUCUUUAACCUGGAAAAGUACUUGGACAAUGAACAGCGGGAUCCCUUUGCUGUGCAGAAGGAUGUUGAGAAUGAUGGUCCUGAACCCUCCGACUGGGACAGAUAUGCUGCUGAGGAGUACGAAAUUCUUGUUGCUGAAGAGUCUGGCAAUGAACAGUUACAAGAAGGAUCUUUUGAUGAUGACUAUGAAACAGAUGAACUCUUAUCACUACCUGAAAUUGAAGAAAAGUCAGACCACUUAGUUAUCUCAGAUCUAUCAACCUAAACAUAUUGAAGAAGUGUCUGCAAGGUCUGAUGAUAUUAAAUGGGAGAGUCCUCAGUUCUUACAUUUCAGGAAUUACUUCAUUCUUUUCCUUGAGAAAAUAACCAACAUUUGAAACCAUAACACCAUCUUUUUUAAAAAAAAUAAUUACUUGCUUCUGCGGUUUGGUAUCUUCCAGCAGUAUGGUAAAGUGUGUGGAUAUGGGUGGGCUGCGGCAGGCAUAACAGUGGUACCUUGCAAGACGAAUGCAUCGCGCAGCGAAAAACUUGCUAGAUGAAAGCGUCUAGCGAUUCUUUGUUGCCUCGCAAGACAAAGCUUUCUAUGGGCGCGUCUCGCGAGACAAUUUUUUUUUUGCCGCUUUUUUUUGCCGUCUGCCGUUUGUUUCCGCAAGACGAAAAUCUCGCUAGACGAAGCUACCCGCGGAAAGAAUUAUUUUCGUCUUGUGAGGUACCACUGUAUUUAGAAACUGUAGAGAAGCUAGAAGGCCUACACUGUACAAUGAAGCAUGGAAAGGCUUGAAAAGAAUCCAUGGUUGUAGAAAACCAAAGAAUUUAAAACAAGUUGAAGAAAUUAUUUCCUGCCUCAUGGAUUCUUUUCUCUUCUUUUUAUACUUAGAAAUUGAACCUUCAGCUUCCUUCUCACCUUGCUACAUAAUUUUGACAAAAACUACAUGUUUUUCUAGAAAUAUUUUCAGAUUACUCCACUGGAUAAGCAUCACAGGAAGAUUGUCAAUGAAUUGGGGGGGGGGAAUGCCCCAAGAGUUUAUUUAAAUCUGAUAUAAAGCUACUGGGUUUGUUUGUUUUUUAAAGUUUAUUCUAGAAAAAUCCAGGCUAUUUGAUCUUAAUUGCCUCUCUUCACAAAAGGAGCUUUCCUUUUCUUACGGCUUUUCCAACAAAGUACAAGAGCCCCUCGUACAUGUUUAUUCUUAGCAAAUGUAAUACUCCUACAAAUCUCUGUAGAAAGAUCAUGGCACAUAUAUCCUCACAUAAUCAAGCGGUUACUGCGAGGAAAUAACCUAAAAUACUGCUACAAGAAAUAGCAUAGCUUGUUUCUGCAUUGCUCACCAUUUUUUUUAACUUUUAAAACUAAAAUCUAGGGUGUGAACUUCUCAUGAAGUAUAUGCCCUACCAAAUAUUAAACAAAAACCCUGAUAGAGCAGCAAAAUUGACUGGAGCUCAGAAAGCUCCAGUAAAAUCAACAACACCCUCACCGCCCCAAAACUUUGCUUGUGGUUCUUGCUCUUUAGAAAUUAAAACGCUAGAUUAUGGUGCUUCCCCAUUUGCACAAUGGGAGAAUGUUGUGUGGCACUAAAGCAGGUUUUAGAAUUAGGCACUAAAUUUCUUUGAAAGCCACUGAGAUUUGCAUCCCAGACUUAAAAGCAUUGCCUUGGUUCAAACCCAUUUAAUAUGAAUAUAGUUGGUGCAGACUAAACAGUAUGGAUUGUAAGUUUGAAUACUUUGGUAUUUAACUUGCUUUUGUCUCAAUUCUAUAUAAAAUGUGUUAAAAUAAUAGGAAUAAUCAUGCAUUGAAUUAUAGGAAAUGGUUCCCACUUUUUUCAGAUACAAAAUCAAAAUUAAGAAAUGCCAGCAUACAAAAUUUAACUUCCUUUGCUAUAGGUUAAAUUUGUACUAGAGUUUCAGAACCUAAUUUCAAUGCCAGUCCUGGAGCAUGAAUACUGCAUUGUAUAAAAUAACAAUCUGGAAGAGUGUAUUUGAGCAUCUUUCUGGAUUGUUGAUGCAGGAGUAUGACUCUCGUUUAUGGUGUGAGGGCUCUGAGGUUCAUCUCGGUGAUUUGCCUUGGUCACAAGCAGAAGGGGGAGCUGUACUUUACCUUGUGUUCUUUAUCUGCACGCAUAUAUACACAUAAACACCCUUUUAUGGAAGUGCCAGGUGCAGUGACAGAGCACAUGCUUUGCAUGCAAAAGGUCCCAGGUUGAGUCUGGCAUCCCCAAGCAGGGCUGGGAAAGAAUCCCAUAUAAAAACAUGGAAAACUGCUGCCAGACAGUUCUGAGCCAGAUGGACUAAUGAUCUUCCGAUUCAGCAUAAGGCAUGUUCUUGUGCAUAGCGCUUUUCCGCACUACUAAUUACUUAAGCAAAACCGUUUGUAGUUGGAAUUAGAGAAGUGGAAGUUUUUUGGUCAGAGGCUUGUGGCGCUCUCUAAUAAUAACAAAUUAACAUUUUUAAUGCUGGUUUUCAAUAAAUAUAUAUUUUAAAUAAAUAAAUAACCUCAAUCAAGUUUUAAUUCCAUGCCAGGUAUUAGCAACAAAGCUCAUAAGAAGGGUUCUAGAAUGAAAAUCCCUUUAUUUACAGUCUGAUAAAUGGUGCAAAUGAUAAACAAGAAUUAGAUUUACCACUUUUUAAAAAGACUGCUGAUGAUAAAGAUAAAAGACAUAAAAUGUUUUCAUUUCCAUGUCAUCUACAUAUACCAUUUAAUUCACACUGAUUUUUUUUUGGGGGGGGGGCGAUUUGUAAUUUUAGGAAAAUUGGAGGAUCCAAUAAUUCUGAGUUGUUGGAAGAAAUAUUCAGUUCACAGCUCAUUUUCCCCAGAAUAUUAGAUUUUAUCUCAUAGCAUUUGUGCUAGCUAUACAGUUCACAAGAUUUUACCCAAACCUUUGAUUCCAUGCAAUUCUUCAUUAGUACAUCAGUUGGUUUUCUAUAUACUAUUACAUAUUAUAGAGCAAACAUUGGAGAAAGGAGUUGGUAAAAUGCAACUUUUUAAAGCAUUUUUAGUGGAACUGACACUGAUUUCACCGUGAUUUUUGAGCAACUAUUUUAAGUUAGCAUUAUUCCACAUUGGAGUGGUUAUUGUCAUGCUGCACCUGCGCCGUCCAGCCUCCCAGCGCAGCUGCGUACUGAACAAAACUUUAGUCUCAUGCAAGUUUCUAGACUGGUCUGCUGUUUGGAAAAGUUUACUGUACUCCUGUUACAAUUCCAAUCAGGAAUGGUUUAAUUUGUCAAUAUGUUCCUCAUCCUCCUCCACCCACGCCAUGUAGUUUGGGUGAAUAGCUGUAUUCUCUAGACUAGAGAAUCCAAACAUAGCAUCUUAAAUAAGCACAGGCUUCGCAUAAAGUGUUUCCUUGGUGUUCCCAGGAUCUAUUUCACACAAUUGCUAACUCAUUUAAAGAGUUGUUCUGCUACGCUGGUGUUCAAGAGGCACCCCUUUUUAAAAUCAUGAGUACUUCUUUAGCUAAACACAAUUAUGCUUAUUUUCAUUUUUGUAAAGGAAAAGAAAGGUUAACUUGAGCUGCCAUAUCUUACUUGCCAUAAAGUAAAAUGGCAGAGGCAAUUAUUAGCAUCAUUUCACUUGAAGCCAAUAGUGUAGAAAUGCAGAUAACUUUAGUGAAUAAUUUUAUAAGUGGCAAUCCGUUAGGUUACCACCUACAUUUAGCACUACAUUUGAAUAGGAAUGAUGUGUCAACAGGUCAACUGUAUGCAAAUUUGUAUUCAAAAACACUGUAAAAUUUUCUGUAUUGUAAAAAUAAAUAAAUGUUCUUAUGGAAUACUUGUAGCCUAAUUGGAGCAUAACUAGGAGCUAGACUCCCUGUAUUUUAUUCCCAGUUCUGCAAAGCACCUGCUAUGCACCACUAGUAAAAGCUUGUUGAACUUUUGCACGUGUGCAAAAAUACCUUUUGGACAACAGCCUGUAAAGGUUUUUUUAGUCAAAUUUUGAACGUUUUGUUUUUAUCUGCUCUUAAUGCUGUAUAUCGGAUUUCUUGUCUGAAGAGUAGAAAUAAGAACACCUACCUCAUAUGAAAGGGGUUAGUAUAAUUCAGUCUGCUAUAUUGCAGAAAUUCCUUUCAGUAAACUGCUCAAGCAAUACUUGUUUGGUGAUGCACGUCCUUUAAUGCCUAUUGGGACAAAGGCAUUGGUUAAAGUGGGAUGAGAGAGAGACAUGGUUACUAAAAAUGAAUGCUGCAAUUGGUAUCAAGUUUUUAGGCAGUGUUCGUGUUUUGGAGGUGCCUCGUGCACUUUGUAACUGAUUUUUUUACUUUAUUUGGGCCACCACUAAGAGGCAGUAUUGGGCAGAAGGCACAGAGCUGAGCUGAGUAUCAGGUUCAUUGGUAAGAGUGUUGUUGUUUUUUGUAAAAUUGGACAAAACUGUCUGGAUUUAACACAAAAGCUCUCCCAAGAUCGCUCCAAGAGCAUCUUGUGUUUAGCUUAAAAUAUAUAGCCUUAAAAGACCAAAAAGUUCAUCCACAACGCCAAAAUAACUCUUGGGUCUAAGAAUAUCUUUGAGUAUCACAGUAUGUGAAGUCUAUGCAAAAAUAUUUUUUAAUGAAGGUCACAGAGACUAUAAACACUAAAUAAUUUGGAGAAAUGCUUGUAAUUAAUGUUUAUUCAUGUAUUUUAACAUGCUUUGUUGUUAUGUGUUAAGGUUUGCAGGAACUAAGAUGUACAAAAAAAGUUGUGAAACUUGUUUGACACAGUUGUCCGAGGAUUACUUGUGCUGGGCAAGGCUUUGCCUUAGCUAUUUUCCUUUGUAUUUCCUUUUUUGCAAUUAAAAAUAUUUUUAAAAAUA
Messenger RNA from Zootoca vivipara (common lizard), 10546 nucleotides. Lineage: Eukaryota; Metazoa; Chordata; Lepidosauria; Squamata; Lacertidae. The record is from RefSeq and is a predicted model, not a curated record.